AAGAAUGAAGUAAGAGAUUCUUUUGGGUCACAGAGUAGGAAUUUUUGGUUUCUUUCUCACUUUAGGAGGGAACACAGACACUAUCUCUCUCUCCUUUUGCUUUUCUCUUCUUUUCCUUUUUUCCCUUUGUUUUUUUUCCUUCUUAACAAUCACGUUCACUGUAUGUUUUCUUGGACUCCAAGUGGCUCUUAUCUUGGGCUGUAAUCUAACGCAUUAUGUUAUAUGUAAUCACAUUAAAAACACACCCUUUUGAUUCUCCCAAGUUGUUCUAGCUUGGAUUCCCUCUCCCUGUGUGUGUGUGUGUUGAUACUUCUCAAAAAAAAAAAAAAAAAAAAAAAAGUUGUUCUAGCUUGUUGAGUAUUUUUCACUGCAACGCUUGGUUUCUGAUAAGUGCUGCUGCUGCUACUACUACUACACAUAUUAUACACAAUACACUCCUUGUAAGUGAGUUUUUCUUGGUCUUAGUAUUAAGCUAGUUUUGGAAUGGUAAAGGUUUCUUUUUGGGGGUAUGGGACAUAUGGGUUUUCGUGAAGAUUUUCUGAUUUCUUGUUAUCUUCCUUUGGAAGUGGGAGAAUUUUUUGAAGUUGGUUUUUUAUUUGGAGAUUUGGGUUUUGAAGUGUGUAAGUAAUUAAAAGGACUAAUUUUGUUAUUGGGUUUAAGUCUUUUGAGGGAAAAGAAAGAAAAGUAAAGAAGAAGAGAAACAAAGAUGGCAGGUGGACAAGCUGCACCACCACCAAAACAAGAAGAGUUACAGCCACAUCCAUCCAAAGAUCAGCUCCCAAAUAUUUCUUUCUGCAUAACUAGUCCUCCACCAUGGCCCGAGGCAAUUCUACUUGGUUUCCAACAUUACCUGGUGAUGCUUGGCACAACUGUUUUGAUCCCGGCAUCUCUUGUUCCACAGAUGGGAGGAGGCAAUGAGGAGAAAGCAAAAAUGAUUCAGACAAUAUUGUUUGUGGCUGGUUUGAACACAUUGUUUCAAACCUUUUUUGGGACUCGGCUACCUGCUGUGAUUGGAGCUUCUUAUACCUUUGUGCCAGCAACCAUUUCAAUCAUUUUGGCUGGUCGAUACAGUGAUGUUUUAAAUCCACAGGAGAAAUUUGAAAGGAUAAUGCGUGGAACUCAGGGUGCUCUUAUUGUAGCAUCGACUCUCCAGAUCGUAAUUGGCUUUAGUGGACUUUGGCGUAAUGUUGCGAGGUUCCUAAGUCCAAUUGCUGCUGUUCCCCUAGUUGCUUUGUCAGGUUUUGGGCUAUAUGAGUUUGGUUUUCCUGUGCUUGCAAAAUGCGUGGAGAUUGGGCUGCCACAACUCAUCAUUCUGAUACUAAUUUCACAGUAUGUACCUCAUUUAAUACGUGGGGAGAAGCAUGUCUUUGAUCGCUUUGCUGUUAUAUUCUCGGUGGCGAUUGUUUGGAUUUAUGCUCAUCUGCUCACUGUGGGUGGGGCUUACAAGAAUACAGGGCCUAAAACUCAAUUAAGUUGUAGAACUGAUCACGCUGGAAUUAUUGGCGCUGCUCCAUGGAUAAGAGUUCCAUAUCCUUUUCAAUGGGGAGCUCCCACGUUUGAUGCGGGAGAAGCUUUUGCUAUGAUGACUGUUUCAUUUGUUGCUCUUGUAGAGUCCACAGGUGCUUUCAUUGCUGUGUCAAGGUAUGCAAGUGCAACUCCACUGCCACCUUCUAUUCUUAGCCGUGGUGUUGGUUGGCAGGGAGUGGGCAUUCUGUUCUCUGGGAUAUUUGGAACUGGAAUUGGGUCAUCAGUUUCUGUUGAAAAUGCGGGUUUAUUAGCAUUGACACGUGUUGGUAGCCGAAGGGUUGUCCAAAUAUCAGCUGGUUUCAUGAUCUUCUUUUCCAUCCUUGGAAAAUUUGGAGCUGUCUUUGCUUCAAUCCCAGCACCAAUCAUUGCAGCUUUAUACUGCCUGUUCUUUGCCUAUGUGGGUUCAGCAGGCCUCAGUCUUCUUCAGUUUUGCAAUUUAAACAGCUUCAGGACAAAGUUUGUAUUAGGCUUCUCUAUUUACAUGGGCUUAUCAAUACCUCAAUACUUCAAUGAAUAUACAGUUGUUAAAGGCUAUGGUCCUGUCCACACUGAAGCAAGAUGGUUCAACGAUAUGAUCAACGUGCCCUUCUCAUCGGAAGCAUUUGUUGCUGGCUUGUUGGCCUUUUUCCUUGACGUCACACUGCACCGGAAAGACAAUCAAACCAGGAAAGAUAGAGGCAUGCAUUGGUGGGAUAGGUUCCGGUCAUUCAAAACAGACACAAGAAGCGAGGAAUUCUAUUCCCUGCCGUUCAAUCUGAACAAGUUUUUCCCAUCUGUUUGAUCUUUGGGGCAUGUAGUUUUGACUUGUAACCAAAUCAUGCUCCUCCAAUAUCACUUUGUUGGUAUCACACUAUGUAACAUCGAUCGCAUUUUUCUCUUUUAUCGUAAGUUGUUUAACUAUAUAAAUCAACUUAGCAGUACUAAUGAAUACCUUCUUUUCGCAGCCUCCCUUGAGUAGUCCUCCCUCAGGUUCCACCUAAAAUGGUAUUGCACUGGCAAAAAUGUAAAGUUGCUAUCUUUUUUUCAGUACAAUACAAGAUUUAUGGCUCUAGUGGUA
Messenger RNA from Quercus robur (English oak), 2584 nucleotides. RefSeq names its product nucleobase-ascorbate transporter 6-like. Gene Ontology annotation, molecular function: transmembrane transporter activity. Gene Ontology annotation, cellular component: plasma membrane; plasmodesma. The coding region runs from base 707 to 2308 and encodes 533 amino acids. The transcript has 14 exons. Gene Ontology annotation, biological process: transmembrane transport. The record is from RefSeq and is a predicted model, not a curated record. NCBI's taxonomy places the organism in Eukaryota, Viridiplantae, Streptophyta, Magnoliopsida, Fagales, Fagaceae.